GCAAGAACCGAACCCACCCCUAGAUUGAGGGGCUCGUCGACGAGAGCCUCUGCUAUGGCGACCAGUGGGGAUAUCGGUUCAAGUGGCGGCAGUGCGGCCGGUUCUUCUGCUCGCUGCGUCGGAUUUCGGAGCUUUCCGCAGGCUCAGCAACCGGAGAUUAUGAGAGCUGCUGAGAAGGAUGAGCAGUACACUCUCUUCGUAUAUGAAUCCUGCCGUGAUGCAUUUCGUCACCUGUUCGGUACAAGGGUUGCGUUAUCUUACCAGAAUGAGACAAAACUUCUUGGACAAAUGCUUUACUUUUUACUCACAACAGGUGCGGGAAAGCAAACAUUAGGAGAAGAGUACUGUGACAUCACACAGGUUGCAGGACCAUUUGGCCUUCCUCCAACUCCAGCAAGACGUGCUCUUUUUAUCUUUUAUCAAACAGCUGUUCCAUACCUUGCCGAAAGAGUCAGCUCUAGACUUGCUUCCCAAGCCAUCACCAUGGAUGAUCGGUUUGAUGACGGUUAUCCGUUUGGUGUUAUUUCUGGCUCAAGUGGACGAGUCGAAGCAUCCACAGCUAUUGUCGCUGCAUCUUCAUCAUCAAGAGAAUGCAUGUCAGUUCUAUCAAGGUUGAAGGCAAAUAUAAGACAAUGUUGGCUAUAUGCAGUUCAGAGGUGGCCCUCAGUGCUUCCUUUCGCUCGUGAGGUCCUGCAAUUAAUUAUCCGUGCUAAUCUCAUGUUCUUCUAUUUUGAAGGACUAUAUUAUCAUUCAUCAAAACGUGCAUCUGGCAUACGUUAUGUGUUCAUUGGAAAACCAACUAACCAAAGGCCCAGAUAUCAAAUAUUGGGGGUUUUCCUUUUCAUUCAGCUAUGUGUCCUUGCUGCUGAGAGACUGCGCUACAAUAAUUUAUCAUCACUUACAGCUUCUGUUCAACAAACACCAUUUGGAACUUAUCAAACUUUGUCAGGACACGGUGUGCCUGUUUUGAAUGAGGAAGGCAAUUUAAUUACUGGAGGCUCUGGAAAUGGCAGUUUUGCAUUUGAGUCCUCAUUAGCUUCAGAGUCUCAUGCAAGUGGACUUAGCAAAUGCACCCUUUGCCUGAGCAGUCGCCAACAUCCCACUUCCACCCCUUGUGGACAUGUAUUUUGCUGGAACUGUAUAACUGAGUGGUGCAAUGAGAAGCCGGAAUGCCCUCUCUGUCGUUCUCCUGCAACACAUUCAAGCUUAGUCUGCAUGUACCAUUCAGAUUUCUAAUUCUCUGCUGUGUCUCACAUGUUCAAUGAAUCACAAUCAUUCAAAUAAUACCUCCUUUGUGACAAUUGUAUUCUGAAUCAUCCAUCUCCUGUGUCACAGCCUUUAAGGACCAACGAUUAUAUCUGUGACAAUUGUACACCCCAUUGAUCUCUGUCAAAUUAGGUCACAUACCAAGACAUGGAUCGGUGUGCAUAAAGGCUUUGGUUCAUAUGCAAAUACACCUACUAGCACUCUUUUGCCUGUGCACAUAAACUUUUGAAGGUGUAAUUUUAUUGUCAGUGAAGAGAUUAGAGGCUCUUUGGCUGAAUUUUCUUCACACGAAGACGUUUUGCCUGUGAUCUUUUUUUUUUUUGUUUUGCAAGAUUUGCCCGUGAUCUAAUCUGAUGGAAAUGUUUGUAUGGAAAGGGUGUAUGAAAGAUCAUUUUUCCUAUUUGUUUCAAGUUCAAGUUACAACUGCGUUUAAUUUAUACACUUUUAAUGUAUCAA
Molecule: messenger RNA, 1722 nt
Organism: Cuscuta epithymum
Lineage: Eukaryota; Viridiplantae; Streptophyta; Magnoliopsida; Solanales; Convolvulaceae
Source: the annotation of a GenBank genome assembly